GAAUGUGACGACUCAUGAAACGCUCCCACCCAAUAUGCGACCACCCCAUCCUCCUCCUCCUCGAGGCCAAAACCCAAACCCCGGCCACCUUCAAAGAAAUCCACGCCCAAUUCAUCACCAGCGGCCUCGCUCUCCACACGUACCCCCUCAGCCGCCUCCUUCUUGCCGCCUCCCUCCCCCCGCUCUCCUCCGCCCUCGGCCUCUCCCACGCCGCCUCCAUCGUCCGCCGCGCCUUCCGCCCUUCCGCCUUCCUCGCCAACACCCUCCUCUCCUCCCUCGCCGCCCACGGCCACACCCAACUGGCCCUCUCCCUCUACUCCGAGCUCCUUCUCAGCCGUUUCGACUCCCCCAAGCCCAACAACCACACCUAUCCCUCUCUCCUCAAGGCCUGCUCUCAGCCACCGUGGCUCCCCCACGGCCUCGCACUCCACGCGCAUUUGAUCAAAUGCCUCGACGGCGGCGCGCUCGAUCCCUUCGUCCGAGCAGCCCUUCUCAGCUUCUAUUCAAAGUGCGGCAAAUUGGCCAUCUGCCGCCACCUAUUCGAUCAAAUUUCUCAACCAGACUUGCCCGCUUGGAACUGCAUUCUAGCAGCCUAUGCUCGCUGUUGUAAUAAUGCUGAGAGCAACGGUUCUGGCAUGGAGACCCUGUUUCUCUUUCAAAGAUUGCAGCUUUCUUCGACUCGGCCCAAUGAGAUCACUCUGGUGGUUUUAAUCAGCGCUUGUGGUGAUUUGGGGGCUCUGAGUCAAGGCAUGUGGGCACAUGCCUAUGUGGAGAGGAACGAUUUAGUUGUGAAUUGCUUUGUGGGCACAGCUUUGAUUGAUAUGUAUUCAAAAUGUGGGCGAUUGGAUCUUGCUGAGCAAGUGUUUGCUGGUUUACCUAAGAAAGAUACGCACUGCUAUAAUGUGAUGAUUCAUGGACUUGCAAUUCAUGGGCACGGGCGGCGUGUGUUUGGUUUGUUUGAUAGGAUGAGAAGUGAGGGGGUGGUGGUCGAUGAUGUGACAUUGGUGGUUGUGAUUUCUGCAUGUGCUCAUGCUGGAUUGGUCGAUAAGGGUCAGCAAUACUUUGGUAGAAUGCAGGUUGAUUUUGGGAUUGUACCCAAAAUUGAGCAUUAUGGAUGCUUCUUGGACCUUUUGGGCCGAGCUGGGCGUUUUGAGGAGGCUGAGGAAGUGAUACGGCAAAUGCCGGUGAAGCCUAAUGCAGUGAUGUACAGGACAUUGCUAGGGGCAUGUAGAAUUCAUAAUAAAUCAGAGGUGAGAGAGCGGAUGAUUGAAAAUUUGAUACAGUUGCAACCGGAGCAUGGAGGCAACUACGUCUUGUUGUCAAAUAUGUAUGCAGAUACUAAUCGGUGGGAUGAUGUUAGGAGAGUGAGGAAGGUGAUGAAGGAUAAGGGAAUAGAUAAAACCCCUGGUUCUAGCUUGGUUGAGAUAGAUGGAGCAAUACAUGAGUUUCUGAUGGGAGACAAAACACAUCCAUAUUCAAAGCAGAUCUAUUCCAUGUUGGAUGAGAUGGAUAAGAAACUACACGAAUGUGGGCACAGGCCAAGCACCAAGGAAGUGUUGUUUGAUGUUGAAGAGGAGGACAAGGAAGAUGUGCUCUCAUACCACAGCGAGAGAUUGGCAAUUGCCUUUGCUCUUCUUGCUUCUGCUUCAAGUGCACCCAUCAGAGUUAUAAAGAAUCUUAGAGUGUGUGGUGACUGCCACUCUGCUACAAAGCUCAUUUCUUGGAUCUAUAGAAGAGAAAUAAUUGUGAGAGAUCGAAAUCGGUUUCAUCAUUUUAGUGAUGGUAAAUGUUCUUGUUUGGACUACUGGUAGAGAUUUCAAAGAGGAGUGUAAUUAGAUCAACAACAAAAAUAAUUAAGCAAUAAAGCAACUCUGCAGAAUUAAGAACGGGUAGCUUUACAGUUCAGAUUUGACCUAGAUGAUUCACCUUUUUUUUCUUCUCACCUGUUGUGUAGCUCAGAUCAAUUUGGUUGUUCCAUACUUGGUGGCAAUCUCAAACAUUGAGUGAGGAAUUUUAAAACUGUGGGUGAUCAAUGUUCUCUUGGAAGAAAACAUUGUUCAGAGUAUAUGAUCUUGUAAUGGAUUUUCUUCAACUUUCAUGCUCCUUGUAGUGCAAGGUAGAAUGGAAGCUAAAUGUUCUUUUGGAAAGAAACAUUGUUCAGACUGUGGUCUUGUAAUGUAUUUUCGGCAACUUUCAUGCUCCUUGUAGUGCAAGGUAAAAUGGAAACUAAUUUGAGCUACAAGGAUUGCUUGUAAAGCUCUUGGAUGUAGGUUUGGGAGGACGAGCUACCAUGUUUUCUUAUUAAUUUUCAUGCUUCUUGUAUUGCACAUGCCCUGUUCUUCCUGUAGAAUGGUAUGCUACUCAAUUUUCAGAACAAAUAUGACAAAAAAAUAAAUAGCAAGAAAAAGAUGGUGGAACAACAAUUAUACUGAG
Messenger RNA from Elaeis guineensis (African oil palm), 2433 nucleotides. Its product is annotated as pentatricopeptide repeat-containing protein At5g43790. Gene Ontology annotation, molecular function: RNA binding; zinc ion binding; protein binding. Lineage: Eukaryota; Viridiplantae; Streptophyta; Magnoliopsida; Arecales; Arecaceae. Gene Ontology annotation, biological process: RNA modification. The record is from RefSeq and is a predicted model, not a curated record.